Molecule: messenger RNA, 3372 nt
Organism: Penicillium manginii
Lineage: Eukaryota; Fungi; Ascomycota; Eurotiomycetes; Eurotiales; Aspergillaceae
Product: ankyrin repeat domain-containing protein
Exons: 4
Coding region: 1-3372 (1123 amino acids)
Molecular function (GO): protein binding
Source: RefSeq, a predicted model, not a curated record
AUGACUGUUAAACAACAAGCAGGGCAACAAUUUUUGGGUUAUACUAAGAUCUCAACUGCUAUGUCUCGCGAUUCCAAGGAUCCUUCCUUCGAUGAAAGUAUCGAGAGAAAGCGACAUCAAAGUUUCUCUGGCCCUCGGACACUAAGAUACAUCCAAGAUGAAGAGGAAGCGACAGACACUCCAGCUUAUCCUGGCGAAUCCUCAGAUGAAGGGUCGGCUGUUGAAUCUAGUGAUCAUCUAGGCUAUAAAGUUCCAGUCAAGUCACAAAAACACGGUGCCAUAACUACAGACCCCGGAACUUCGAAACACGGGUAUUCUGAUACUAGAGCCUCGAUCGAUCAGCUUUGCGAGGCAAUUCUCGAUCGUGAUAUGAAAACGGCAAAGGUACUGAUACUUGAGUGUAACAAUAUCAAUCAAGAGGGUCGUUUGAGCGGAGGUACACCGCUCACGACAGCAGCUUCUUCAUCUUUGCAGUUCGUGAAACUUCUGCUAAAUGCAGGCGCCGACGUGAAUCACUUGAAUAAGGGCGGAAGCUAUGGCAGUGCUCUUGUUGCAGCUUGUUUUUCUGGGAAUAGAGAGAUCGUCCAGCUUCUCCUUGAUGCGGGCGCCGAUUUGAAUAUGCAGAUCUCUCAUGGGAGAUAUGGGAGUCCCUUAGCCGCAGCGUGCUUUUGGGAACAUUUCGGCUUGAUAACGCUUUUGCUUGAUGCCGGUGCAAGCCUCAAUAUCGAGUUCCCGGUCGGAAAGCACAUGAACAUACUUGACGACGAGAAGGCUGUCGAACUUCUUCUCAAAACAAAGGUCAAUGCCCGUCUAGAUCUAUCAGUCAAGGAGUACGAUAGUUUCGUGGAUACCGCUAUUUCUGAGAGACAUAUGGGGGUAUUACGCCUUCUACUCAGUACUGGAAACCCUCCAUCCGUCAAUUUAGCUCGCCAUUGGAGCAACAAAAGAAUCCUAGCUCAAGCUUGUGAGAACGGAGAUUUGGAAGUACUGGAGAUCGUGAUUGAUUCCGGGGAAGACCUCAACGAAGAUAUCGAGCAUAAAGGGCACACAAGUGCUCUUGGUGUUGCGGCGUAUAAUGGCCAGACAAACGCAGUCCGUCUCUUACUCGAUGCUGGUGCCGAUCCCAAUCUAUCGUCGAUUGCGGGUCGUUUUGGCAGUCCUCUGGCUGCUGCAUGCUGGCAUGAAGGUGGUGAGGAUAUAGUUGCCCUCCUGCUUCGUGCAGGGGCUGAUCCUAAUUCCGAGCUUCCUUGUGGCAGUUUUCCCGAUGCCUUCUCCGCCGCUCUUUACUUUGAAUAUCCCGGUUCCAUCGCACUUAUGUUGCAUGCUGGUGCCAUAGUAAAGCCCCUGGCAUUGACAUUGAUACGUGAACUGGCAUUUGAAGUGCCACGCCUUAUGGAGACUCUUGUGCCACGAUUCAUCAGCUUUGAAGAACGGGCCAAUCACGGAUUUUCUCCGCCCGAUAGAGUCAUGUCGAGCAUUGUCUGCGAGCUUCCAGCACUCGCGAAGGGUCGCUCUGAUCUGGAUUCUUGGCUGUUUGAAUUGGGUGUGUUGAUCAGGAAGGAGGUCACAAUGGAGUUCACAACAAUCCAUAAUUUUCUAUCCCGCACGUUUGGCCCUGCUGGAGAACACAUUCUGGGGGGGCUUGUGAGGGCCCUCUCCAGUGUCGAUGGAGACAUCAUGUUGCUUGUUACCGACAGGGGUAUAACCCUGGAGGCCAGGGAUCCCGAUUCGGUCAUGUUUACCAUUUUCAAGUUUAUCUGCUGUGCCGUUAGAAAACCUGCGCCUGGUGAGAUAUGUGUCUCGAAUCUGGAUUAUCAGCCCACAGCCGAAUUCUUCUUCCUCGACUCGCUGCAGGAGCUUCCCACGUCUCCCGGGGAAAAUUUGUGCUGGAAAUAUCUUUUCGAGGAAGCGAUAGUCAUCACGGAGCCAGGUGUUGAAUAUCACAAACCGUGUCAAGGCCUAGAGCUAGAUUUCAUAGCGAUGCUACAACUGUCGGCAGUCGAAUAUCCUGUUCUUGUCGAAUCUGGCAUUGUUCUUUUGGGCUACUCUACGGCUCUCAUCCCGGUCCGGGAAACUGAAGAUGGGACAAUCCUUUGGCAUCUGGAGACCGCAACCCAUGAUUAUCAGCUCAACGUAUCAGAGCUCAAAGCAACGCAGCAAAAGUGGUUGCAAACCACAAGUCUUGACUAUUUACAAUCCAAAAAGGCACUCCUGGGCUGGUGCUCCAGAGCAGACAUAUUAUUGGGUACUGAUCGACUGGAGCGCCAGGUUUCUUGGUCUGACGCAAAGGUGAAACCUGUUACGUGGAACUGGAAAGGCGCGAAUCUUCAGGCACUAGCUCAAUCCGCUACUCCGCUACAGAUAGGAGGGCAAGUUGGGCUUUCGUUUGAUCGCUCGGUCAAUACUGUCAAAUUCAGUCCUUCUCGGAACUAUCUCAAGUGUUUGAAAAGCAGUGCUAUGGAGCAAAUUGUGGUGUAUGAUGUGGGAACCAAGAGAGCAUGGUUAGUUCAACUGAUCUCUGUGCUACAUCAUAUGCUCCUGGUCUACGCGGACGGUAUUGAGCAAAGCUCUCGAGCCGAGUAUCAACCUUUGGCAAUAACAACUGAGGAUGACGGUACUACCUCGCUGGAUAUUCUUGGAGAGAAGGGGGGGGUAUUACUUGAGGAAUCGGGUGGAGAUUCCUUAACAGUUCGGGAGCUCAUCAUGGGUUUCUCUAUCAAUCUAUCCAAGGCAUCUUUGCAAAAGCCACGACGUUCAGAGAUCUACGGGUAUGAGUUCAUGGACAUUGUAAUGGACUCUCCAAGGUCUGAGCUCAAAAGACGAAAGCUCGAAAAAGACGGGCUGGCUUGGUCAUCCCUGCUGGAUGAAGUCAACUGCCUUUUCUGUUCCGGUUUAGGCGAUGCAAUUGUCGGUAAGCGAGCACGCGAUGUAUCAGCAAAAUGCAAUACUUUGCCGUCUGGUUACGAUUUUCUUGCAGCAUCGAUGCGAAGCAUAGACAACCUCUCAAUGAAGCACGGUGGUGCAGGCAAUAGACAGUCACGUCGCCUAUCACACAGCGCUUCGUGGCAAUUGACGGGGUCCCCGUUUCAAAUCUGUCAGCAUGCUGGUCAUGAGUCUUGUUGGGAUCUCCCUGGUCUUUUACAAGAGCUCAAAGCUCCCCGGCACUCGACGGAAGUUGGCGAUAACUGGUCAGGAGUAAACUCAAACAGCGCUUUGGUAUUCGGCGUGGCAGUGAGGAUGAGAACCUUUGAAAUACCCAUGCGCUUUCAGAGCUUCCAUUCAUCAUCUUCCAACACAGUUUUCAAACCAGUACGCCAAGAUGAUCUUUCAAAUAGCAGGAUAACUAGUCAAACACUUGUUCGCUCGGAAUGA